GACCGUCCAUGUUUGCAGACAGACUUCUGCAAAAAGAGGCGAAGGCGUACGAGCUUGACUUGUACUUCGUCUAUAAUUUUUUUUUUUAAUUUCGGGGCUACCUGCUCAGAAAUUCUUAAUUCCGAGUCCCUUACAUCAGUUUAAAAUAUUGGAGAGCCAGAGAUCAUUGCUGGGAUUUAUUCAGUGAUUUAAAAAAUGGCUGCUGUCUUAGACUGAUGAUGGAGUAGCUAUUUUGGUUACGGCGCUGUGAGGGCUGCCCCCCCUAACCAUGGCUAGAAAUGGUGUGGUGCAACAAUGGCUUGAAUGUGUUCCUGCAUUGAACAGUAGUGCUGGCUGCUACAAAAGUGAAGAUAAUUCCUCACUUCUAGUGGUUGCCAAAACCAGCAAGAAUCUCUUUGGUGGUUGUAGAAGCUUUGUAUCCCUUAUAUUUGUUAGUUGCUCCUUUCCUUCCUACACACACACUAUAACUUUGCUUCUUGGUGAGAGCACUGGGGCUUGCAAGCUGGUUGAUUUACUUUACUCUUUUAUACAGUUUUUAGCCGUCUUGUUAGUCAUUCUUAUUAACAGACUUGUUGUAAAACAUUUUUCUUUCGUUAAUAUUUUUUUCACCGAAAUUCCUCUUCUCUUCUAAAUUCUUUCUGCCUUUAUUUUAAUUAUUUCUAUUUAAAUAAUUUUUUUAAAAAGUAGCUUUGCAAAAAAAUUUUUAAAAACUCAAGAAAACCAAGAACAUAUUUCUCUUCAUAAUUAUAAUUUAUUCUAAAUAUAUAUUUAAAGAAGUAGAUUUAAAACAAAAAGGUUAUUAAUAAUUAAAGACUUUAGUCCCAAACCACUCCAGCUGGAUUGCUCACUUGUUUCGUUAUGGCCAGCUUAACUACUAUGAGAAAAUGUGGUUUGUAUGAUAACUGUAUUGAAACACUGUCGCUUAAAUUGAAUUCCAGUUGCUUUACCACUUUAGUCGCCCCAACUUUAUUGUUCUUUUUAAUUCAAAGUAAAUCAUUUACUUCUUGCAAUUAUAGCUCAGGCCUCACCUUCAAGUCCCUGAUAACAUUCAAAUCCCUUGACUCUAUUAAGACCAACAGCCGUCCUUUGCUCACUUAUGCCCAUAUUGUUCAUCUGUUUGGCUCAAGCUUUAACUCUUUCAGUUCCAUACUUUCUCUGUUACUUGCUCUUUUUGUUUUUGCAAACUACACUCCUUUUGUGUUUAGCCUCUACUGCAGUCAAUGCUCUAACACAUCAUUUCUUUCCCAUUUUCACCACCAAACUGAAAUGGCACUUGAAAACACUUACUAUUAUUUUUUCUCUGUUCUGCCAUCAACUCUUUCUUCUCUCUCUGCUGCAACUGACCAGACAUUCGUUUAUUUUGAUCACUUUUUCACUCCUCUUCUUUCUAGUACUACUGCUGCAACCACAUGCUGUUUUUCCUGCCCCAAUGCUUCAUCCACCCUUUGUCCUUUGGCCCCACAACAGCAGCAAUGCUAAGGGCCAGGACUGUUCCUGGCUUCAAUAUCAGCAGUGCUGCAACUGCCAAGAAGCAGCAGACUCAGGAGCAGGUGGGGUGGAAACAACUGCAGUGGUAGCAGGAGAAGCAGCAGGUGUGUGUACAAUUCUAAUGAGAGAUCCAGAAUUACGGAUGUAUGCAGGUGUGGCUGAAGUGGAAUUAAAAAGUUCUGCUGUGGAACCACCGCCAGCAACAACAGAAGCAGUGGUGGCAGGUGCUGACUCACUGAUGUUAAAUACUAUCACCACCAGCACCUCAUCCACAAUGAUAAGCGUGCGAAUUCCUCAAUCUUCUCCUCUUUCGCGCACCUCACCUCCUCCCCUUCUUUCUCCUCCAUUCUCAGUUUCCUCUUCCACCAUGUCAUUAUCUUCAAGCCUAGUCUCUUCAUCAGAGACUACCAAGGAUUUGCCAGCACCCACUGCUGUCACCAUGACAAUAACAUCAGCAGCUGCAACUAAUGCUAGUACUGUGGCUGUUUCAAAUCUCCAUCAUUCUUCUUCAAAGUCUGUGUCAACGCAGAAUCCGGUGUCUUCUUCAUCAGUAGCUCCUCUACUGACAACUACUAUGAUGAUGAUGAUGUCUUCACCACUGUCAUCUACAUCCUCCUUGCGAAGGUCCACAAGUUCAGUGCACAACUGGUUUCAGUCAGAACUGGACAUGCGAGGUAUUGAGUCAGUCUACUCUCGUUAUAUUAUUAGUUUGCUCCUGCAACGGGACAAAGACAGUCAUGAAGAUAGUGGCAGCUGUGGACCUAUUGAAGGGAUCACUACUGGCUUGUCCCACCUUCGUCGAGAACCCAUGGUUACUACGAGCAAUCAGAGUACCACUAAAGUUAUGCCAGAUGAAUCAAAGGGAGUCAGUUGUGUCAGCAAUACUAAAGUUUCCCUCUCCACUAGUGCAGGGCUCUCUGUGGCAGGGACUACUACUCAAGGGCGCCGGCAGAAAGGAGUAAACAAGAGGGAGAAGUUGCCUUUAUCUGAAGAGGAGAGCAAAAAGAGAGAAGCAGUUCAGUGCCUUCUGGAGGUUUGUGAUGAAGUGCAAGCAGGAGGAAUUGAGAAAUUAAUAGAAGAAUUAAUGCUCAAAUUGAAAGAAUUGGAGAAGAAAGAAUCAACUCAGAGAGAAGCAGUACCUGUCUCAGUAGUUACAACUGACAGUUCAAAGUAUGUAAAACAAGAUCCAGCUGAAAGGUACUAUGCUGCAUUUCCUGCCCUGUCAACAGAUUCCUCGCAGACCACACCUACUAUAGGAUCUCCUUCCACUGUAAUUCCAGGCUCUGAUAAUUCAAAUGUCUGGAAGAAAAAGCUUCAGCAGCAACAAGAACAGCAGCAGCAGCAACUGCAACAGCAGAAACAACAACAGCUGAUGCAGCGUAAACGACAGUUUCACCAAGUAAAAGCUGAUAAGAAAUCACAUUACCAAUCUGUCAGUGGUAAUAAUUGCAGUGGCACCUCUACAUCAGUUAAUUCCUGCACUAAAGAGAACAAAUUUCAAACUAAGAGCAGACGGAAUGGCAACAUUCGUCGUAGGAAUGACUCCACUAUCCGGCUUGGUACUCGCAGCUCUCACACACACCAUGGAAACAAAGAAAAUGUCCAUAAAAAAACAGAAAGCAGUAGUUUAACUACUCACUACAGUUCUGCUCGGAACAGGCACCAUAAUUCAGGUUUUUAUCCACUACACAUGGUUUCAAUGAAGCAACCUCAGCAGCGAACUGGAUCAGGCAAGAGUAAGCUCUGCCGUGCUCUAACCUGUGAUAUGUCUGCGGAGAUACAGCCUUUAACAAGUCACACUGUCACCCAACAACAGCAACAGUUAGUUGGUGGCAGCGAGAACUUGAAACAAGGCCAAUACUACCAUAGAAAAAUGGAUAACUACAAUAAUUCAGAUUAUAAAAGCAGUAUAUGUUCUGAUAGAGAGGGUCAGAAAUAUUGUAUAAUUGUGGAGAAUAUUCUCAAAGAUAUUCUCCUCUCCUCCAAUGAGAAACGUCCAGCUUUGGCAGCAGAUAGAGAUCCAUAUUCCACCUCGCAUACUUCGCACUGGCGAAUGCAGGAUCGACAAUUUCAGCAUGCAUCGGGUGUCUUGAGUCAACAAGACAUUCUGAGAAACCAACUGGCUGUGAGAUCAGUUGCACUGAAUCAAACAGCUCCACAAUCUAUUUCGAUUUUGGAUCCUCCUUCACCCACAGGCUCAUCCCCACUGUUUCUUCUCGAUGAAAUCAACUACAGUUACUAUGACCAAAGUUUUCGAGAUAUGAAAUGGAGCAACGAGGAGAUAAACCCAGUACCUAAUAUGGUUUGUGAAGCAUUUCGUGAGGAUGCCUCCUGGUAUGAGAGCAACUUUGAAGACCCAUUUGACACUGUGCGUUGCUCUCCUGUUGCAUGCACUACAGUUGCUGAAGUACCUUCUAUUAGUAGUAUGGAUUCUAGCAGUAAAUUGCGUGCCCGACUUUAUAAGAGGCACAGCUACCCACUUCCUUCACCAUCAUCAUUAGAUGAUAUUCAGUCUUUCACUGAAAAUAAGAUUGAUAAUUUCUCUAUGUUACUUGGCCCUUUUGUUGAAACCCAGCCGCCUAUUUACCCAAGUGAAAAGGUUGACUCCUGCAUGCUUUCAACAUCAAGCAUGAGCAAUGAGCCUGUUGGCAGUUUUUGCCAUAGUAAACAAGUUGGUUCUCCAGUUGCUGAAAGUAAUCAAUGUGAUAAAAAUUUGACAGCUGUUACCAGUGAGAAAUCAGGAAACAGUCCAAUUAGUAAUAUGGUAACUUCAGGUCUGAAUUGUACUAAUGAUGCUCUGUUAACUACAAUGACCGAUACUAACCUGUGGUCAGCUGUAACACCCACUACUAGCAGCAGUUCUCAAACAGUUAGCUACACUUCACACAUUGGUGAAAACCUUCCAAAGAGUCACCAUAGUGCAAGUUGUUUGACCACUGAACCAAACAUUGAAAGUGUAUGGUCAUUUCCGGGACAUUUGCUUGUCGACAUCCAACCACCUCAGCCAGCUACUGCAGUUACAAGCAUUGUACUCACACCCCAGUUACUUCUCACUGACUCUGAGCAGGGUUCUGUCCCAAAAUCCUCAACAGCUGAUGCCACUUUUACUACCACUUCAGCAACACCUUCACUGCUUUCCACUUUUACUUGUGCCACUAGCCACUCAUAUCUCAGCCCUAGACAUCCAUCGAUCAUCAGUGCGGAGAGUGGUAAAGUCAAUACUUCUUCUGUCUGUUCUUCUACUGUCAACACUCCCUCAUCAACUUCUCCUUGUUCUACAUCAUCACUGUCUCUAGUUGACCUCUCAUAUCUGACCCAUAUUGCAGAAUGUGACUCUAAAGAUCCAUCAAGUCUCAGUGAAAAUAUUUCAGUGUCCAAUGAUCAGAAGCCACUGAACGUUAACCGUCAAAAUACUGAAGAAGACAGUGAAAUAUUAGACACUCUUUCUACAUGUGCUGAAUCACUACCAGGAAACACUUGGAAAGACACUGAUAUGCCAGCACCAAUUCGUAGCCCUAUACUCACCCCUGGUCACUAUCCUGAUUUCUCGAGAGAUAGUCAAACAACUGAAACUCCUGAAAACUAUAUGACUGCUAUAUACAACAAGUUAGAUUCAAGUUUCUCAGCUGAACUUUUUGCCCAAGGAAGCCAGAAAUGGCCUGAGCAAUUAGUGUUUGAUAUGAGAUUACUUUGGCAAGAUCAUCAACUGCAGUAUAAGAAGGAAAGCUUUAGUAAACCUGACUCUAUGCUAUCAACUGUUGUUGAUCCUGUAGAUGGUAAGUCAAUCAGUCUACCAGACUUCAGUAUAAUCAAUCAGCUAUGGUGUAAAAAUUGCAAUGACAACAAUAUUGAGGAAGGCCUUGCAAAUCCUGAUGAAUUUUUUACUAAAGGUAACUCUUUUUCUCAGUUGUGGAACAUAAACUGUCAAAAGCGGUUAACCAUGUCCAGCCAGCCAAUUCCUCAACACCGCCCAUAUUCCAAUAUUUGCUCUUACUCACCGCAACAGCUGAAGCAUAACCCUUUUACGUUAUUUCUACCAACUGUUGGUUCUGUAGCUGCCACAUCUUCACUUAGUUCAAACUCGCCACCUAAGGUUGCCAGCUUGCCACCAAUCUCUUCUUUUCUCCACGACAACACGUCUUUGUUCUCUCCUGUUUCCAUCUUUCCUUCAGCUGCAGUAAUUACCAACAGCAGCGGCAACAACAACAACAGCAGCAGUAGUAAACAGUUUAGUAACUGGGAUUAUUUCUGUUGUAACUAUUAUAGUUUCUACAGUUCUUCACCAACUGGCCCUUUCUACCAUCAGCAAAGUUGGCCAGCCUCUUCCUCGUCUUUCUUCUCAUCGCCUCUCCUUUCUCCUCCAUUGAGCAAUUCUAGUUUUAUGUUUCCAUUAGCAUCUUGCGCCAGAGACUUUUACCCAGAAAAGCCUGUUAUAUCACUUCCUAUCAAGGUUUUACCUACCACAUUUGUUCCACAUGCCAUAGAGAGUGCCAAACAUGAAUAUUCAGCUUUAGUUGAUGUAAAAGAUGAUAAUUUACCACCUCUACCUGGAUGUGAUAAAAUGCAGGACACUUCAGAAUUACCUGAAUCUGAUGCAACCACUAAUCUUGAAAAUAGAAGAAAAUUCUCUGAAGUUCAAACUUCAACAUUACCUUCCCCUCCUUCAUCUGUUGUUUCCAUUGUAACUUCUCCAGUGUCAUCUUCAACUGUUUCAUCAACUUCUCCAUGUUUAUUGUCUUCAUCUCCAUCUUCCUUGUUACAGACCUCUGUUAUGGGUCCUUUUCAAGCUUCUGAAUUGAUUCCUUCUAAAUGCUCUGCCUUUAAAGAUGUAAUUCCACGUAAACACACAGUAAUGGCUGAGCUUUCUGAAACACUGGAAGACAACAAAAGUAAGUCUUUGGAAGAGGAGGAAGAAUUGGUACAACAAUCCAGUCCAGUUAUAUCGCCUCAUGAGAUGUUAUAUUUUUCUCCCAGGACUCAUUUUCGACCAAUUAAGACCCCACCUGGUGUGGGUAUUGGACACAAAAUUAGCCUGGAUACUCUCAAUGCAGUUGCUGCUGCAGAUCUCUUGGUGACUGUUGGUUCAAAUCAUGCUAAAUCACAAAGAUUCAUUCCUGAAAAUAUUUCAGCAAUGGCACCAAUUCUUUAUCAGCCUCCAGAUCUGUUUGGAGGCCAUCCCGAAUGCCGAUCACCUUAUCAAGAUUUCCACCAAGCAGAAACUAUUGAGAACAAAACAGAAAGUGUUCAUCCCAAAAUAGGAUUUGUGCCAAAAUUUCGCCUGCACAGGAAUACAGAUAAAUACAUUCAGACUGGAAUGUCUCACAGCUCGCCACAAGAAGAGUCAAGAUCAACACAAUUUCACCUUACUUGUCAACAGCCUAAUGAAAGUUUUGUAGAUUAUGAUCUUGUAAAACUUGCUGAAGAGGUGUGUUCAGAAGAUAACAUUAGAGAUUGCACUACUGCAUCUGAUGUUAGGCCAUUGCCAUCUGGUUUCGAGUCUGAUUGCUACAUGAGUCUUUGUACUCCACAGUAUGGGGUUUCUGAUGUAGGAGGUGCAUUCAGUAGUUGUGAGAGAAAUAAAAUAAACACUGCAGCUAGUAUCUGGAGUUAUGACAAUCAGUCAGAGUCUGCUGGCACCUCUUCAACACCUUCACCAUGGGGCAGAGAUAAUAUUGAUAGUAGUACAACCAGUAUAUUGGGUUUAAUGGCAUCUGAUGCUAAAAAUCACUAUCCAAAGACAUGGAGUCGUGGGUCAGAUGAAAUACCAAAUUGGACACCUGUAGCUGUAACUGAAGCAAUAAACUGGACGCCAAUUGCUCCACAUGAUUCAUGGCCAGUUGCUGUUUCAUCUUCUACAUCAUCUUGUAGUUCUGCUGCAUUGGAUCCUGGCAACUGUAUUCAUGUAUUUUCCCAGCCCUCAUCAAUUGCAGAUGAUACACAUAGGAACCCUGCUCUGAAUAUCAGUGGUCAUGUGAUUAAAGAGGAACAGUGGCCAAACAAUCAAGGGAGUUCUAAAUCAGUUUCAAUGAUGUCGAGUCACAAUAGUCCUCUCAGUGGUAUAGUGCCACCAUUUAGUACAAUCAGCAGUACAAAUCACCUUUCAAAGAUUCCCAUAUCAGAGGUAGUCUGUGCUAAGUCUGAUUUAUGGCAACAACAGCAGCAAAACACUUGGAUAAAUUCACAAAAAACACAUACCUGGCAACCAGCAUUACCUUUAAGUUCUGAAGCAGUUAACCCUACAAUGUGGGACAGUAACGAUGGGUGUGGAGAUACAGGAGCUGACCACUGGAUGCUGGAAAGUCCAGGUACAGAAGACUCAGACUGGACAUCAGAGACACUUGUACACAAGACAUCUGGUAAACAAAUGUGGCCUAAGCCAGAAGGUGUUAUAAAGUCACAAAGUAGGGUAAAUAAAGAUUCAUCAUCAACAAGCCUUCUGGGCAAGUCUUGGUCAGUGGAUGACAUCCAGACUGAUGAACUGGACUGGUAUUUCAGUGCAACAUCUGCCAUGAAAAUAAAGGAAACAAACAAAGCUUUGAUGGAUGCAGCUAAUAGCCAACAAGUCUGGGAAGGCAAUUUAUUGCAGUGCCCUGUUUCAUGUGAGGACAACAUCAAUCGUGAUGUCUGGUUCAAUAAACCACUCAUCUGUACUCCAAAGCUUUCAACAGAGCAAAAUGAUUGGCCAAGAAGCAAAGACUGCACGCCUGAAACCUCUCUCUCUGCUUCGUCUUAUUUAACUACUGACCCACUUCUAACACCAUUGUCUCUUAGGAAAUCAAAUACAUGGUUUGCUACCUCAGAGAAACCAUGUUAUUGGCCUGGGAAAUAUGGAAACGAGAACAUGAAUGAGGAAAACAUGGCUAAAAAGUGGCUCUCUGUGCGGCCACAUGAGAUGUCUUAUGACAAAAUUACUAAUCAAGGUUACCAUGAAAAUACAAAUUGCAAGCCUGAAAAUAUUGGGGAUGUUAAAGAUAUUGAUAUUUAUAAAAAAAAUGAAAAUGAUGUUAAUAAUGAUAAUAAAAAUAAAGAAUGUUGUAAAGAUGUUGAAACUGAUAAUUUGGCUGAAGAAUUAUCAGCUCUAAAUUGUGAAAGGAUAUUGAAAAAGACAGGAACUGAGUGGUUGUCUGAAAAAUCCGAUCAUAUAGACUGGACUUCUGUCAGAGACAUGUCUGUGGCAUUAAGCUGGCCAGCAGUUCCAUCACAAGCAUCAAUCAGUUGUUCUGGUGACCAUUGUCAGGAACCUCUCUUAAGGGGUUGGCUUAAUAACUACACUUUAACUUCUAAUAAUGCAAAUUUUAAGACAACCACAGUAGUUACUACUGGAACUGAGAAGGUUGGACCAUUAAACUGGGCUGAACCAUGUUGUAUGCAAAAGUCCACAGAGAAGUCCGCAAACAGUUUGACUUUGGAUCAAACUGAUAAAACUUUAGCAGUCUCAUCUAAAAAAGUUAUGUCUUCGAAUGUCAAAAAGUCAUAUGAGAACCUUGAGACAUUAGUGCCGUUGCCGUGGGAAGCUGUUUACUCCAGUGAACUUGAGAAAGAGUGGCUAAACAGUGAAACCUCUUUAAACAGCAGCAGCACUGUACAAUUACCAGAAGGCAAGGAACUACAUUUAAAAUCACGGUCCAUAAAGAAACCUUGCAGCUUUUUCCUGGAGGGAAACUGCCGGCGCACUGAAUGCAAGUUCUCCCAUGAUAUUUCUACCAUCACCUGCAGGUUUUGGGAGGAUGGUGAAUGUUUUAAAGGGGACACUUGUCCAUUUCUACAUGGCUAUUAUGCUACUGCUACUGUAACAGCUUCAGCCACUACUGCAGUAGACAAGUAUGAAAGCGCAGCAGUUGGUAGUAGUUCUGAAAUUGCUUCUUCUAGUACCAUAAAGGAACUCUCUUUCCUACCUCAGUCUAAAGUGACCGACAACCCAGCCAGCAGUCAGACAUGUGUCUGAGUCAUGAAGUGUUUAGGAACUGUGAUGCUAAUGUAACCAUAGACACUGUUGCUAUGGCUGGAUGUAAGAAGAUGAGAUGCAAAGUUGAAGGAUACCCAAAUGUCCCCAAUUCCUUUUCCUCAUUCUUCUGUAACUUCUUCACCCAUCUGUUGGGUGAAUCCCAAUAGAUUGUCUUUCAAAUAAAUUAUAUUUAUUUAACUAAAUAUAAACAUACACAUGAACAAAUAUUAUGUGUAUGUGUG
This is a messenger RNA of Octopus sinensis (East Asian common octopus), 9675 nucleotides long. RefSeq names its product serine-rich adhesin for platelets-like. The record is from RefSeq and is a predicted model, not a curated record. The transcript is spliced from 10 exons. The coding region runs from base 1097 to 9433 and encodes 2778 amino acids. Gene Ontology annotation, molecular function: metal ion binding. Lineage: Eukaryota; Metazoa; Mollusca; Cephalopoda; Octopoda; Octopodidae.